Molecule: messenger RNA, 501 nt
Organism: Cryptomeria japonica (Japanese cedar)
Lineage: Eukaryota; Viridiplantae; Streptophyta; Pinopsida; Cupressales; Cupressaceae
Exons: 1
Coding region: 1-501 (166 amino acids)
Source: RefSeq, a predicted model, not a curated record
AUGCUAGGACAAAUUAAAAAGGGAUGGAAUUCAAAAUUGAGUCUGGCACUUUGGUCUGAUAGAAUAACAGUCAAGAAGUCCACAAGAAAAUCUUCAUUUGAAUUGGUUUAUGGAAAGAAAGCUAGACUUCUGUUGGAUAAUCUUUUGCCUGUCCAUAGAUUUAUGAUACAAGAAGGAAUUGAUGUGGAAGAUCCUUUGCAAGAGAGGCUGAUUCAACUAGUAGAGCUUGAUGAGAUCAAAAUGGAAGCCCAAAAGCAGAAUGUUAAGGCACAUGAUCAAAUGAAAAAGUUAUAUGACAAAAGGGUGACAGAUAGGAAGUUUGAGAUAGAUGAUUGGGUCCUGAUGUGGGAUUCCAUAAACGAGGACAAAGGUAAUUAUGGAAAGUUUGAGGCCCUUUGGCUUGGGCCAUAUGUGAUUAUGGAGAAAGUAGGGGAGAAUGCAUAUUACAUACAGGUGCUACAGGAGACAAUCAGGAACUGCCAGUACAUGGACAGUACCUGA